GCAGGAUGAAGGUGGCGGGCUGGUCGCAGGAUAUCUUGGAUCAGCUGCACCACACCCACCGGGAUGACUUUCCAGCUAUCCUAACUUACAGGUUAUCCUGCGACAAAAGCUCAUCGGGCAGAUGCGUGAGCGCACGCUGGGCAACGGGGCCAACCGGCUGCGCAGAUAUCUGCUCGAGGAGCACACCAGGUCCUGGCUGAUGCGGUCCAAAAAGUUCAUGUUCGCAGUCACAAAGUUCAUCACCCCGGGUGUCGAGCCACCUGCGACUCCGCCUCUACCACCACAGAUGAUCCCGGUGCCCGGUACAAAGUGGUUGCUGUCCAUCUAUGCCAGGGAGGUGGCUUCGAGGCUAGAAGAGACCAAGGCCCGGAUUACCUCCAUCUUUGGCUCAAUCUUGAAGAUGGACUCAACAAAGAAGGUGACCAAGAAACUCGCUGGUGCCGUGGCAGGAACGGCAGCCUGGUUGACCAAUGUGGGGAACGAGCACGGCCAGAUCUUGAUCAGCGUCCUCACUGCAGCCGAGGGUGCUGGCCUUCACCCAAUGGCCACCGGGCUGAUGCGGCGAUACCGUGAUGCCAGUGUGUCCCCGCCUCUGGUCCUCUAUGUGGACCGAGACUGCUGUUCCCACAGGGGACCGUGCAAGAUCUCCCUCUUAUUCAACCAGUGGGAUCAGCUAGUGGUGCGGCUCGACGUGUGGCACCUGAUGCGACGCUUUGCGGCGGGUGUCACCAUGGAGAGCCACCCACUAUACAGUCUCUUCAUGGCGCAUCUCUCGUUCUGCAUCUUCGAGUGGGACCAGGGAGACGUCGCCCAGCUGCGACAGGCCAAGGCUGGUGAGGCGGGGAACGAUCCCCGAGGCUCCGGCUACGGAAAGAUCACGUUGAAGGAGCUGGCCCGCCACUGCCGCCGCACGCGUGGGGUGGAGGAGACUGGCCGGCUCAUUGACAAGAUGCUGGAGGCCUUCGGGGACACCACUGACACCAUGGGUAUCCCACUUUUGGACCGCAAGAAGAUCCGGGAAAUCUGGAAGACACAGAGGCGCCACCUCCACUGCAUCCAGGACCCACCUGGUGUGCACCUGUACAUGCAGACCGGGCGACUGGUCAAAGGGGGGAUCACGCUGCCGGUGUUCAGGUGUGCACGAGGUUCAACUUCCUUGGAGUCGUUCCACCUGCAUCUGGACCGCUUCAUACCUGGCACUUCACCCAGUGCGGCCCACUUUCAGGCCUAUCUGCUGGAAGGCCUGGCACGGUGGAAUGAGGACCAUGCGGCACAAGCAGUGGAGGCAGCAGACCGUGAUAUGGUCUGCUACAGUGGCCAACUCCAGCACUCCGUCAACGAGCUGAGCGACAUUCUCUACCACAAGAAGCUGGUUGACGAUUACACCCGGCCUGCGAAGUACACUGGUGAGAUAAUUGGUAUCCAGUACCUAUUUUCGCAGACCGGUCGAGUGCUGGAGGAACUGAUGGACAGGGAUCCCGACGCUCCGGAUGGGACUGAUUGAGACGACGAUGAUGACAGUGUCGAUGAGGGCUUCCAAGAGAACGAGGGGCCGGUAGAGGAACCUCUGGACAACACCCUCUUCGGCCUUAAGGAGGACUUCGCCCGACAACCGUUGUCAUAUGACAAGUCCCAGUCGUGCCCUGCCAUCCGCGCCUCACAGUCUGGGCCUGCCGACCAGGAGACCUCCCCUGGAGACGAGGCCAUUCAAAGGGUGUCCCACAAGCUGAAUAGCCUUGGAUCUGACACUGGCCCAGGUUACCAGCACGUGGUCAACCUGGCCUCCAGUCUUGUGAAGCUGUGUCACCAUGCCUACGUGACGCAGCAGCAAGUGGCAGAGAUCGUCACCCUCUGGGAACGAUUGCCAGAGGGUGACAAGGCCCCAGUUCGCUUUCCGCCUCACCACCAGGAAAGACUGGUGCAGGGGAGGUUCCGACGCAAGCACUCGCAGACCAGUGUCACACCGGGAGUGGAAAGCUUGCAACGGUGUAUGGUUGGCCAAGCCGCACAGAUGCCAAACAUCAGCCGCCUUGUGGAGGCCGUUUGUGUAGAGCUGUCCAGGAUUCACCCCGAAGGA
Messenger RNA from Polypterus senegalus (gray bichir), 2077 nucleotides. RefSeq lists its product as uncharacterized. The coding region runs from base 122 to 1504 and encodes 460 amino acids. The transcript is spliced from 7 exons. Lineage: Eukaryota; Metazoa; Chordata; Cladistia; Polypteriformes; Polypteridae. The record is from RefSeq and is a predicted model, not a curated record.